Molecule: messenger RNA, 819 nt
Organism: Physella acuta
Lineage: Eukaryota; Metazoa; Mollusca; Gastropoda; Physidae
Product: ficolin-2-like
Source: RefSeq, a predicted model, not a curated record
ACUUGAAAGCGGACUUUUAAUUAAAAAAAAAUUUUCAGAAAAAAACUACCUCGUUACUAGCAUAACUUUCUGCAAAUGUUGAAAAGCGUUUGGAACAUCGUGAGACUCUUUGCUCUGCUAUUAUGUGCUUGUAGUGUGGUUGCACAAAGCAGUGGCAAUAAAACUUCAACGAGAGCCACUCUUGACCUUAACUGCCAAACUACACCAGACACAUGCAGGGAUGUGGUCAGUUCUCUACCCAGACCAGUGGUCAUCCUAUCAAGUGGACUUGAGGUGAUGUGUGACACACAGACAGAAGGGGGAGGAUGGAUGAUGAUACAGAGAAGAUUCAACGGACAAACAGAUUUCUAUCGGGGGUGGGAGGAGUACAAGUAUGGGUUUGGAGAUGUGGAUGUCGGAGAAUUUUGGCUGGGCAACGAGAACAUUCACCGUCUGACCUCACAAAGACGAUACGAGCUGAGGGUCGAUUUUAAAUUUAACAACACGGACUACUUCGCUAAAUAUUCCAGGUUUAGCGUGUAUGGAGAAUUGGAAGGUUAUAGGCUAAAGGUCAGCGGUUAUUCUGGCAACGCUGGGGAUGCCCUCAUUUUUGUACACAACAACAUGAAGUUCAGCACGUUCGACAAGGACAAUGAUCCAGACCGCGGAAACUGCGCUGAAACCUACCACGGCGCCUGGUGGUACAAUGGAUGUCACGUCUCAAACCUGAACGGACAAUGGGGAAGUUCUGAAUUCGGUGUGGGCCUUAACUGGCACCCAACGACAUUCUGGAGAGCGUCUGCUACUUUCACUGAAAUGAAGAUACGACCAGUUAAAUAA